This is a messenger RNA of Purpureocillium takamizusanense, 453 nucleotides long. RefSeq lists its product as uncharacterized. Lineage: Eukaryota; Fungi; Ascomycota; Sordariomycetes; Hypocreales; Ophiocordycipitaceae. The coding region runs from base 62 to 391 and encodes 109 amino acids. The transcript has a single exon. The record is from RefSeq and is a predicted model, not a curated record.
AGGAAAGUAAAAGGUAGAGAGAAGGAAGAGAGUGAGAGAGGCGGGAUUGAGGACGGAUGCAAUGCCGCGGGCCAGCGCAGCGAAGCAGCAGCAGCAGCAACGGAACAGCCAAGAGGAAAGAAAGGGCCAAAAAGCAAAACGCUUGACGUGUUGGAGCAGCGGCCGGCAGCCAACCAACCGGCCGGAGAACGCGCGCCGCCGCGUGCAAGGCCAGGCAGGGAAAGGAAAAGAACGGAACGGGGAGAACAAAAAAGCAGAGAGGACCGUGUUGCCGUCGCGGUUCCGGAGCGUUCGGUUCGUCGACACGACACGACACGACACGACACGAUGCGAGACGGACACCGGGGGGGGCUCUAAACUGACGGGCCUGCCGCAGAUGGUUACUAGGUAAGGUAGGUAGGUAGGCAGGUACCCUUACGCACGGGUGAGUGUGUUGUGUGUGUGUGUGUGUGU